This is a messenger RNA of Megalobrama amblycephala (Wuchang bream), 2465 nucleotides long. It is a transcript of the gene slc9a7, whose product is annotated as solute carrier family 9 member 7. Lineage: Eukaryota; Metazoa; Chordata; Actinopteri; Cypriniformes; Xenocyprididae. Gene Ontology annotation, molecular function: sodium:proton antiporter activity. Gene Ontology annotation, biological process: regulation of pH; proton transmembrane transport; sodium ion transport. Gene Ontology annotation, cellular component: recycling endosome; membrane. The record is from RefSeq and is a predicted model, not a curated record.
CAAGCAUCCUGCACCAUGGAGGCGGUCACAGCACCAAAGCCAUGGACAUUAUAUGCUUUAGGACACAGAUCGUUUCCUAUUUUAAUGUUCAUUUUAAGCCAAUGUUAUUAUCGGAUAAGAGCAGAUGACGGCGGCAUGGAGGAACUUGCCACGGAGAAAGAGGCAGAGGAAAGUCACAGGCAGGACAGCGUGAAUUUACUUACAUUUAUUUUGCUUUUGACACUCACUAUCCUCACAAUAUGGCUCUUCAAACACAGAAGAGUGCGCUUCCUGCACGAAACCGGACUGGCUAUGAUAUACGGUCUGUUGGUGGGAGUUAUUUUGCGGUAUGGCAUUCCCUCCACCAGCUACCAUAAUAAAACUCCUCCGAGUUGCACCCUGAAGGAAGGUCCCGUCAGCACGGUGCUCCUCAACGUUAGUGGAAAGUUCUUUGAGUACACUCUCAAGGGGGAGAUCAACCUUAGAGAAAUCCACAGUGUGGAGCAGAACGACAUGUUGCGCAAGGUGACCUUUGACCCAGAGGUGUUCUUCAACAUUCUGUUACCUCCCAUCAUAUUCCAUGCCGGAUAUAGCCUCAAAAAGAGACACUUCUUCAGAAACCUAGGAUCCAUUAUAACCUAUGCUUUCCUGGGCACUGCCAUUUCCUGUUUUGUCAUUGGAAACCUCAUGUAUGGGGUGGUGAAACUGAUGCAUGUUUUCGGUCAACUCACCGACAAGUUCUACUACACAGACUGCCUCUUUUUCGGUGCCAUCAUAUCUGCCACAGAUCCAGUCACAGUGCUUGCGAUCUUUAAUGAGCUCCAUGCUGAUGGUGAUCUCUAUGCACUGCUGUUCGGAGAGAGUGUCAUGAACGAUGCAGUCUCCAUAGUGCUUUCAUCGUCAAUUGUGGCGUAUCAGCCUGCAGGAGCCAACACACACACAUUUGAUGCCUCUGCCUUUUUCAAAUCAGUGGGCGUCUUCUUGGGCAUCUUCAGUGGCUCUUUCGCCAUGGGAGCAGUCACUGGAGUAGUCACUGCCCUCGUGACAAAAUUCACCAAGCUGCACUGUUUCCCUCUACUGGAGACGGCUCUGUUCUUCCUCAUGUCUUGGAGUACUUUUCUACUGGCUGAAGCAUGUGGAUUCACAGGUGUUGUCGCUGUGCUGUUUUGUGGAAUCACACAGGCUCAUUAUACCUACAACAAUCUCUCGGAGGAGUCGACCAAACGUACUAAACAGUUGUUUGAAGUGCUGCACUUCCUAGCAGAGAACUUCAUCUUCUCGUACAUGGGCCUGGCACUCUUCACCUUCCAGAAUCACGUCUUCAGCCCCAUUUUCAUUGUUGGAGCCUUUAUAGCCAUCUUUAUCGGCCGGGCCUUGAACAUCUACCCCUUGUCUUUCCUGAUUAACCUUGGCCGAAGACACAAAAUCAGUGGAAACUUUCAGCACAUGAUGAUGUUUGCAGGGCUGCGAGGGGCAAUGGCAUUCGCUCUGGCGAUCCGCGACACCGCCACAUACGCGCGACAGAUGAUGUUCACCACGACCCUGCUCAUUGUGUUCUUCACAGUUUGGGUGUUUGGAGGAGGCACCACGCCAAUGCUGUCCUGGCUACAUAUCAGGGUUGGAGAGUCUUCUGCUGCUGAGAAGGAGAGGCUGCGUAGACUGAGGAAUUACAUCAGAGUUGGAGUGGACCCUGAUCAGGAUCUUCAGCAAUGUGGGGACAGCUUCCAGGUCCUUCAGGGAGAUGGAACCCAGUCAGAAGGGCAGAGCAAGACCAAGCAGGAAAGCGCCUGGCUCUUUAGACUUUGGUAUACUUUUGACCACAAUUACCUGAAGCCUAUCCUGACCCAUAGCGGCCCCCCUCUGACCUCCACCCUGCCGGCCUGCUGCGGUCCGCUGGCUCGAUGUCUGACCAGCCCCCAGGCCUAUGAGAACCACGAGCCGCUGCGAGACAGUGACUCAGACCUCAUCCUGAACGAAGGAGACCUGACGCUGACCUACGGUGACACAGCCAUCACAGCCAACGGAGCCUCGUCCUCCUCCGGCCCCGAAGGAUCGGCCGGGAGCUGGGGAUUGAACGGCAAACGCAGCGACAGCACAUCGGAAGACGCUCUGGAACGAGAACUGGAUACACGUGAACAUGAGCUCUUGAGCCGUGGCACACGUUUAGUUUUCCCCAUCGAGGACCACGCUUGACCCAGUCCCCAAACCUCAAACCACACCUCCCUGUGCUUCAUACCUUAACUUUUCUUGCACAUAACUCCAUCUGACCAUUCAUGACCCCUCCAAAGAUUUCAUGCAGUGGGUCUGAAAAAUCCAGGAAACAGAAAGAUGGAGAGCAGGAGGGUUUGUGCUCGGGAUGUAUUUACCAGAACGGAGGUGGCGUAAUAGAUGGUAUGGCAGACUUUGUGAUUCAGUGUCUCCUCAUGAAAAUGUGACUUGUAGGAGGAAAAAAAAACGAAAAAAAUAAAACCGCUGUUGAGAAUGCA